CUUCGGUGCGCGGCGCCGCCCGCCGGCCAGCCCCGAGCCCGCCGGCCAGCCCCGAGCCCGCCGGCCAGCCCCGAGCCCACCGGCGGGGAGCGCGCGCCGCCCGGCGGCUCCCUCCGGCCAUGGGGGCGUCCGCGCGGCUGGUGCGCGCGGUGAUCAUGGGGGCGCCGGGCUCGGGCAAGGGCACCGUGUCGUCGCGCAUCACCAGGCACUUCGCGCUGAAGCACCUCUCCAGCGGGGACCUGCUCCGAGACAACAUGCUUCGGGGCACAGAAAUUGGUGUGUUAGCCAAGACUUUCAUUGACCAAGGGAAGCUCAUCCCAGAUGAUGUCAUGACUCGGCUGGCCCUUCAUGAGCUGAGAAACCUCACCCAGUAUAGCUGGCUAUUGGAUGGUUUUCCAAGGACACUUCCACAAGCAGAAGCCCUGGAUAGAGCUUAUCAGGUAGACACAGUGAUUAAUCUGAACGUGCCCUUUGAGGUCAUUAAGCAGCGUCUCACUGCUCGCUGGAUUCAUCCGGCCAGCGGCCGGGUCUACAACAUCGAAUUCAACCCUCCCAAAGCUGUGGGGAUCGAUGACCUGACCGGGGAGCCUCUCAUUCAGCGUGAUGAUGACAAGCCAGAGACCAUUGUCAAGAGGCUGAAGGCUUAUGAAGUCCAAACACAGCCGGUCCUGGAAUAUUACCAGAAAAAAGGGGUGUUGGAAACCUUCUCUGGAACAGAAACCGACAAGAUCUGGCCCUAUGUCUACGCUUUCCUACAAACAAAAGUUCCACAAAUAAACCAGAAAGCAUCAGUUACUCCAUGAGGAAAAGUGCAUAUAACCAGUAAGAUGAGCAGAGACUCCUCGCCUGUGCGUUUAGAAGCUCCUUGUUCUGAGACUGGCAUGUAUGAAUUCUUGGACAAUUAUAUUCGUUUCACUUCUACUGAUUUUAUUCUAGAAACUAAGGAUGUGUCAAGUGAGUCCGAUACUAAGAUUCAUCUUUUUGUCUAGUGGGUUUUACCCAGGUAUCUUCUAUGGGUGUGCGAUUAAAACACAAUCAGAUGUCUUAACUUUUGAGAAAUCUUCUAAAGCAUAAUUAAAAGAGCAAUUGGUAGUAAUAUAACUUUUGUUCAGAAGAGUAAAUGGUUGAUAAAAAUUUUCUUAUUUUUCUGGAAAAGCUAAAAAGAAAAAAUUCCAUGUCACUUGGUGAAGUAUCUCAUUAGAGAAAUGUGUGUAGACUCUUGCCAAAAAAACCGGCAUCGUCAGCGCUGAGAGACACUACGUCUGUAAAAUCCUAGAAAACAAGCAACUAGAUGUGCAGAUUAGUUUCAGGAUGCAAAUUCACUGCUGCCUUUACACUAAGAAACUUACAAGUUUAGCCUUAUAUACUGUAUUUACUGUGUUGUUAAGCAAACCUUCAGUUUACUCAGAAUUUUCAGUCUGCUAUAAAAUUGUGUUAAAUCAGCAUAUAGGAAAAUACUCAGGUUACCUAAGAAAUAUGUGCUUUAGGAUCUACUUGCCAGUUUCUCUUUUUGAUCACUAUGUAAGGUCUGCUGUGAUGAGUAACAGUACAAAAAGAAAAGAAAACCUAUGGCCCUAAGUAAAGCAAGCAUACUUGGUCGUCAGGAAGUAGAAACGGAUCAGGUAUGCUUGGGGAGAAUUCCCUUGACACACGUAACAAUCAUAAUUAGUAAACUAAUCAAAUUAGUAGCAGUUAAAAGGAUUUACGUGAGAGGUUGAAAAGGACCAGGAAAGUAACUGAGUUUGCUGAAGGAGUUCUUUAUUCCUAAUCAAAGCAGUGGACCCCAUCCUCCGGCAGGGAGAGACCUCUGCCUCUGUGUGUGUACAUUGAGUAGCCAUUUAAAAGUGAAGAUGAUUUGCUUUCUUAGUGGGGCAACAGGGAUACAUGCUUCCGUCCUGUGGCCUGGUAGGAAGAGUGGGGCGAGGACAGGUGGAGGAGCAACCCAACUACAUCUUCACUGGCCUAUUUACUCUUCCUUUACUUGGUGCUAAAUCCAAUGCAACAAGUCCUCGUACAAGCUGUUGAUAACUGCCUUUGAACGUCUGGCCCAUGGUAUCCCGGGUCCUUAAAAUACAAAUGCCAGCAGUGGUUCUUUAUGUAUUUUGUGAGGGAAGAACUUUUCUUUUGAUUUUUAAAAAUUCAAUGUUGAUCUUUCAGAAUGGACCAAGGCUUUUAAAAAGGAUUAUAGGACACAUUUAAUUCUUUACAAAACUUUCUGUAAUGCCUUAUUUGAAUGUUAAUAUUAUGUGCUUUCUAAAACUGUUGUAAACUACUAAACUAAUGAAUUAUCACUAGGUUACCAGGCAUACGUGAGUAUUAGUGUACUACAAUAAAAUUAAAUUUGGGAA
Molecule: messenger RNA, 2348 nt
Organism: Mirounga angustirostris (Northern elephant seal)
Lineage: Eukaryota; Metazoa; Chordata; Mammalia; Carnivora; Phocidae
Gene: AK3
Product: adenylate kinase 3
Exons: 5
Coding region: 120-803 (227 amino acids)
Biological process (GO): nucleobase-containing compound metabolic process
Cellular component (GO): mitochondrion; cytoplasm
Molecular function (GO): AMP kinase activity; ATP binding
Source: RefSeq, a predicted model, not a curated record